CACCACCCAACUCGAGAAACCGAGACGGAACGGACGCACUCCCGCACGGUGCAGAGCUGCAAGCUGCAAGGGUUGCUUCGGAAACCCCUCCAGUGCGCCCUGCAUGUCCCGCCAUCAGUCUCUUCAUCGGCUGCGAAUGGCGAGCCCCGCAACAGCAGCGACAACUGUGGGGUUUUGGAGAAGAGGAGGAACAGCAGCGGCAGCAGGUCAUCAUCGCCACCACCGCCAGCUGAGAGGCGACGAGCCAAUUACUUCCUGGGGACUCCCCGAUACGUAUUGUAGGUCACGCCCCACACCCCACCAUACACCCCACACCACACCCCACACCACAUACCACACGGAGCAUGGCAUGGAGCAUCGUCUGUCGUAUACACAGAGGUACCGGGCCCCCCGGACUUUCUUGUUUUGCCUCUCCUUCCGAAGCUUCUAUCCCCCCCCCCUCUCCCUCCGCUGCCUCUUCCUGCAUCAUGGCCUAUCAAUCGCCACAUUGCCAUCACGGCUCCGGAUUCAUAUUUAUCCGUUCUGGAUCCAUCACACCACCCUCCCUCGCACUGUGCCACCGUUGAACAAUGCAUGAGAUAUGAUCGUCGCACUCGGAGCAUCAUUUACCCGAGCCAUUCAUGAUACGAGUAUUCCCUCUCACGCAGGUGCCAAAACCUGUUGCUAUGACCGCUCCGGUAUCAGCACGCAUAAGCAAGCGCUGCUCCCCCUGGUUGACUGGCUUACCACCUUCCCUUCCAGAGCUCUGCGGAGAUUCAACCCCCCGCACGUAGUCUGCAUCCGCGCUCCACAGGCAGGGUCGCUUGCGCGCCUCUUAACACUUCCUAUUGCGUUCCUCUUAUCACUUCCUGUUGCGUCACUCGUAUCUAUCUCCUCAGCCUUGCACACACUGCCUUACUUGGAGUUUACGUCCAUCACAG
Molecule: messenger RNA, 920 nt
Organism: Tricharina praecox
Lineage: Eukaryota; Fungi; Ascomycota; Pezizomycetes; Pezizales; Pyronemataceae
Exons: 1
Coding region: 104-577 (157 amino acids)
Source: RefSeq, a predicted model, not a curated record